Molecule: messenger RNA, 2358 nt
Organism: Scomber japonicus (chub mackerel)
Lineage: Eukaryota; Metazoa; Chordata; Actinopteri; Scombriformes; Scombridae
Gene: rassf3
Product: Ras association domain family member 3
Exons: 6
Coding region: 392-1153 (253 amino acids)
Biological process (GO): signal transduction
Cellular component (GO): cytoplasm
Source: RefSeq, a predicted model, not a curated record
UUUUAGGGGGUUUUUCGGCUCAUUCUCGGCCACAUUAGUAAAAGUUAAUACAUUGACGCCUUUUAUAACAACUUGUUUUUUAUUUUGGCUUUAAAAAAUGGAGAUUUUUAAAUGACUUUUUGGCCAUUGAAGUGGAGUAAAAGCAAGGACACACGAGAGAGAGAGAGGAAGGAGAAGGAGGAGGUGGAGAAGAGGGGGAUUGGGACACAGUUGAGCGGAUUUGAAAGAGGAAGUCAUCCCCUAUAACUGUGCAUACAGUGUUUCUUUUUUAACCUUGUGUGGAAGCUGAUAAUUACUCCAUUUAUUUUAUUUUUUUAAUUUCAUUUUUUCGUGGUGGUGGGGAAGGGAGAAAAGUUUUUUUGGAUGUGGCCGAGAAGUUGUUUCUCUGCAAAUGACGUGGAAUAGCACGAUGAGCAGUGGCUACAGUAGCUUGGAGGAGGACUCCGAGGAAUACUUUUUCACAGCAAGGACUUCUUUCUUCAAAAAACCCUCAGGCAAAGUCACAGCAGAGAGCAAGGAUGUUGAGAAGGAUAGAAGGUUGCGGACGGAGUUCAGCAGGGAGGAAAUCAGGCAGAAGAUCGAACUGUACAACUCCAUGACCAAAGACCACCUUAAGAUGACGCUGGGUCAUACUGGUGUGUAUACUGGUUUCAUCAAGGUCCAGAUGGAUCUGAGGAGGCCGGUGACGGUGAGGGGGGGUCAGAGGGUAGCAGGAGGAGCCGUGGGGCAAGAGGCUUUCUAUCUGCCCAGAGGAGUCACCAACACUCUCCACGUCAGCUCCAAUAACACCGUCAAACAGGUGAUCGUCGCCCUGCUGAACAAGUUCACAGUCGCGGACAACCCGGCCAAAUAUGCUCUGUACAAACGCUAUCGCAGGGAGGAGCAGGUCUAUGUAUGUAAGCUGGCGGAUGGUGAGCAGCCGUUGUUUCUUCGUCUGGUAGCGGGACCCAACGACGACACGCUCAGCUUCGUACUGAGAGAACAACAGACCGGAGAAGUCAUGUGGGACGCGUUCUCCAUCCCCGAGCUGCGCAACUUCCUGCGGAUCCUCGACAAGGAGGAAGAGGAGCAGAGGGAGGCGGUGAUCCGUCGCUACGACAACUACCGCCAGAGACUGCAGGAGGCGCUGAGGGAGGUCAGAGGCCCCUCUUAAAAAGGAUUAACCUCCAUAAAACAAGGACUACUUUACCCUUCAGAGGGACGGAAGAGGUGUUUUUCUUUCUUUUCUUUUCUUUUUUUUCUUCUUUUUUUUUUUAAAGCCUCCUCAGAGGAUAAAAAAUAGUGUACAUUUUGACGGAGAGAGGGAUGCGAAACACAGACUGAGAAGAGAGGAUCCAGCGCCUGAAUGAAAGAAGGGACGAUGCUGACAGACAGAGGGAUGAUAUAUAAAAUGUGACAAAGAGGACAGGAAGGAGAAAGGAAAUAUAAAAGAAGGGACGGCAAGCAAACGAAAAACACAAAAAGACACAUAUUUGGAUUUACUGGAGUUUGUCUCAAGCCUGGAUUCAAGACGUCAAUCGUGCUGCCUGCGCCGCUCCGUCUGCCUACACACACACACACACACACACACACACACACACACACACACACACACACCAAAGAUUCACUCUGAUUGUGCCAUAUUCAUUCAUCCUCUCUCCCUCUCUCCCUCUCUCCGUCCAUCCCUCUCUUCUUCUUCUUCUUCUUCUUCUUCCUCCUCUACUUCUUCUUCUCUCACUGUGUCCCGCUAUCACAUAAUUUAUGCAGUGUAUCUGAUUCCUCUUUCCUUUAAACUUGUGAAAGACUCAAGGCCAUACUGUACGUUGAUUUUUUUUUUCUUUUUUUUUUUUUAGAGUUUUAUUUAAUUUGUUUGUUGCUAAAGGUCUGUACAUAUUUUUUUUUCUUAAUUUAUAUGGGUGAAGCUUUUUAUUGUUUUUUUUUUCUUUUUUUUUUUCCUUAAACCAGAAAAAGUCUUAUUUUAGUUUUAUGAAACAGAGGCGGAGCAACAAUCUGGAUGUUGACACAGAUACAGAGAAUAGUUUAUACACAGACUUCUUUUUAAAGGUCGAUACAUAAAAAUUAUAUUUUGGAUGCACAAACAAGCCCACAAACUCUAACUCUAAUAGUUAUAAUACGACACAAAUAUCUGAUUUAAUAAGAGAAUAACCAAAGACGUCUUAAUGAGUGUUUAGUAACGUUUGGCUUAGCCUGAAAGUUGAGGAAUAUUUCAGAAGUGAGAAAGGGACAGUUAGUCUGUGAAGUACGGAGGCUCGAGUGUGCCAAUAUAAAAAUGUUUAGACUUUAAUAAUUAAAACGUAUAUAUAAUGUUUUUUAAAAAGCAAUUAUUAAUUGAUCAUUUAAAUCUUAAGUGAUAUACUC